This is a messenger RNA of Gaeumannomyces tritici R3-111a-1, 1737 nucleotides long. RefSeq lists its product as hypothetical. The transcript is spliced from 2 exons. The coding region runs from base 51 to 1220 and encodes 389 amino acids. NCBI's taxonomy places the organism in Eukaryota, Fungi, Ascomycota, Sordariomycetes, Magnaporthales, Magnaporthaceae. The record is from RefSeq and is a predicted model, not a curated record.
AAGACGGGAACAGAAGAAGAAGAAAGUCCAGACCGGAAGACGCAUCAGCCAUGACAGCACCACCACACACUCCGAGCCAUUCUCGGAACGUAUCAGCGGUGGACUCGUAUGGCUACUCGCCCGCGGCGGAGCGCCGCCAGUCCCGCGGCUCACUGAAUAACGAACCGCUGACGCCGUUGAGGCACAGCUUCAACAACCCCGACAGCACCAUGGAUAUAAGUGCCUUUGCGAGCGGCGGUGGCGGCCUUGGCGAAGGCGGCGGCGGGAUCGGGAACCUGGCUGACGAGCUGGCGGGCGCCUUUUCGGACGAGGACGAGGACGGCGAGUACUACGAUAACGACGGCGCCGCCGCCGCAGGGGUGCCCAACCCAGACGGUUUGCAGGCGCCGCGCGACAGCGGGGUGGACGUGGACGGCCCAAAAGAAGGUGGCAGCCACACGCGCGACAUGAGCCUAAGCAUCCCGCAACCCAGCAGGGGCCACAGGAGAGCGGGAAGCGAGUACGACGGCAGCGAGUACGGGUCCGACUCCGACCUCGACUCGCCCGGCAUGCCGCCCGGCCUGGUCGCCAAAAUAGACGCCGUCGAGUCGCUGGCCAGGCGCGGUACCGAGACCACAGGCGGCGCGACCGAUGGUGUCUUCCACAGGGUUACGGAUAGCCUGCGAGAUCUUGGCUCGCAGACUGGCGUUGAGCAGAGCACUACGAGGCUGAUUACCGCACACACGGCAGUGACCACACACCUUCAGCACUCGGCGCGGCAGCUGCAAGGCCUGAGCUACUCGCUGUUUGCGCCCAUGGCGCCGCCGCCCGACGCGGACGCGGUGGACGAGCUGCUUCCUGUGCUAGCGGCGCUGUCGGAGAGCAUGCCGCGGCCGGCGACGUCAGCGCACGGGUCGCUGGCGGCGCUGCACGUGGCCACGGCGGAUCUGGUGCAGACGCUCAACUACCUGUCAGACACGCUGGCCAUGUCGCGUCAGACGACCAACACGGCGGCGCGCCGCCUCAAGGGCGCCAAGGAGGUGGUGGCCGAGAUGCGCCGCGAGGAGGAGGAGCGCGAGGAGGGGGAGAGGUGGAUAGCCAGGGGCGAUUGGAGCGAGAAGCUGCGCAGGCGCGAGUGCGCUGCCGCUUGCAACGACGUUGUGGGCGGGUUCGAGGAGGUGUGCAACUCGUGGCGCGCCAGGAUCCUGGCCCAGGCUGAGGCUGCUCCUGCUCCUGCCUGACCUUGUUUUACUUGACACCUUUCUUUUCUUGUUUAAUCUUCAUUUCUUCGCUCGGUCAUGGGGACUCGUGUUCGCAAGCACCAGCGCUAGACGAGCUCCUGGUUGGGCGGUAUCGAGUCGCCACGGGGCUCGCGCCUUUGAGCUGCACUUUGUUUCCCUCACUUUGUUUUUUCCCCUUUAUAUCAACAUCACGGCCUGGCCGGGCAGCAUGGAUACAUCUCGGUCUGGCUUGCACGAAGACUACGGACGGCGCUUAUCGGAACCUGUUUUGUUUUUGUUUUCUGAUUUUCUUUUGUUAUCGUGUGUUGUGUUUUUCAACUCUAGAGAAAGACAAAACGCAACAAUGUAUAUCCUUUCCUAACCAUAGACUCGGGACCACGUCAGGCAGCUGCCUUCGGAGCUGAGGGCGGCACAAUACGAAGCAAGAAAAAAAAGGAGCAUCAAACGUGGCGUCGCCGGACGUCCCCUCCAUCAGCCUUGUUCCCCACCAUGGUGACAGCCUCAGCCUCGGGCGCCG